UUCCAAUUUAUUUUUUCCAGGUAAGGACAUCUUCCUCUUGACAACCAAUUUAAAAGACACAAGAAUGUUUUGAACAGAGGCUGUAUAUCAUGCUUUAAGGAAAAGCCAUGAUCAAUAUAAUAUUCUCUAACCAUGGCACAGGUAGAGAAACGUGGGGGUUUGCUUCGGAAAUCUUCAGCUUCCAAAAAACCGCUGAAGGAAAAAGUGGUGCUGAUGUAUGAUGAGAUCUUCAUGACAGAGGACCCCAGUAAGUGCAGUCCUCGGUUCUGGGAGGAGCUCUUUCUCAUGAAGGUGAAUUUAGAGUACCUAGAAGGCAAGCUGGAAUCUCUUGAUGGUGAGGAGUUAAUGAAGAUCAAGGACAAUAUUAAUUGCCUAUUCCAACACUGUAUCCAGGCUCUGGGAGAGGAUCAUCCAAUUCGAGUUGUCAAUGCAUUGCAGACCUUGUGUGCACUCAUUCGAGGAGUCCAUCAAAAGAAUAAGUCUACCUCUGGGUUUGACAUUAUCAACAUGCUGAUGGGCUUUGACAAGGCGGAGCUGUGCAUGAAGAACUUGAUGGAGAGUUUGGAUUCAUUGCUUUGUGCAGAAGGUUCUGAAAGUCUGAAGAGUUUAUGUCUGAAACUUCUCCUUUGCUUAGUGACCGUGACGGAUAACAUCAGCCAGAACACUAUUCUUGAGUAUGUAAUGAUCAACAGCAUAUUUGAAGCAAUUUUACAGAUACUUUCACAUCCCCCAAGUCGUAGGGAGCAUGGGUAUGAUGCUGUUGUGCUCUUGGCUUUGCUGGUGAACUAUAGAAAAUAUGAGUCUGUGAAUCCUUAUAUUGUGAAGCUAUCUAUUGUGGAUGAUGAGGCCACACUCAAUGGAAUGGGGCUUGUAAUUGCUCAGGCUUUAUCUGAGUACAACAGGCAGUAUAAAGACAAGGAAGAAGAACACCAAAGUGGUUUUUUCUCUGCUUUAACAAAUAUGGUGGGCAGCAUGUUCAUAGCAGAUGCCCAUGAGAAAAUCUCAGUACAAACCAAUGAGGCCAUUCUUCUGGCACUUUAUGAAGCUGUUCAUUUAAAUCGCAACUUCAUCACAGUAUUAGCUCAGAGCCAUCCAGAAAUGGGCUUGGUGACGACCCCUGUCAGUCCUGCUCCUACAACCCCAGCCACACCACUUGGGACUACACCACCCUCCUCUGAUGUUAUAAGUUCUGUGGAACUCCCACUGGAUGCAGAUGUACAGACCAGUAAUCUACUGAUAACCUUUUUAAAGUAUAGCUCAAUUGUCAUGCAGGACACCAAAGAUGAACACAGGCUUCACAGUGGCAAACUCUGUCUGAUUAUCCUUACAUGUAUUGCAGAGGAUCAGUAUGCCAAUGCAUUUUUGCAUGAUGACAACAUGAAUUUUCGAGUAAACUUACAUAGAAUGCCUAUGAGACACAGGAAGAAGGCAGCAGACAAGAAUCUUCCCUGCCGUCCUUUAGUAUGUGCGGUACUAGACCUGAUGGUAGAGUUUAUUGUAACACACAUGAUGAAGGAGUUUCCUAUGGAUCUCUAUAUCUUUUUUAAAGCCUUGAUAAAUUUGCUGAAGUUCCUUAUGUCAAAUGAGACUGUACUUUUGGCCAAACACAACAUUUUUACAUUAGCCCUUAUGAUUGUGAACCUAUUUAAUAUGUUUAUCACAUAUGGCGACACAUUUCUGCCAACCCCCAGCAGCUAUGAUGAACUUUACUAUGAGAUUAUCCGCAUGCACCAGAGCUUUGACAACCUCUACUCCAUGGUCCUGAGACUUUCUACCAAUGCAGGCCAGUGGAAAGAAGCAGCUAGCAAGGUGACCCAUGCAUUGGUUAAUAUCAGAGCCAUCAUCAACCACUUUAACCCCAAAAUUGAGUCCUACGCUGCUGUGAAUCACAUAUCCCAACUGUCAGAGGAGCAGGUGCUGGAGGUGGUGAGAGCCAACUAUGACACACUCACUUUGAAGCUGCAGGAUGGCCUGGAUCAGUAUGAGCGCUACUCAGAGCAGCACAAGGAAGCUGCCUUCUUCAAAGAGCUGGUUCGAUCCAUUAGCACCAACGUCCGGAGAAACCUGGCCUUCCACACACUCAGCCAGGAAGUCCUGCUCAAGGAGUUCUCCACUAUCUCCUGAGGCCACACCUACCUGAGCAGCCUCUGACUGCCCUUACCCAUGAAUCAUGGGCCGGAGGGGGAGCGAGGGGAGCGGGGCUGCCCCCGAGGUUGGAGAGAAACACAAAUACCAAGUUCUCUUGGUGAAGACCACACUUCAGUGGAGCUCGGACAGCAGGGGCAGGAGGGGCAAGCCAGGGAUAAUCUUAUUUGGGGAGGAAUGGGUGGGCACAGUGGGGAGAGGCCUCCAGGAAUGUAGGGACUUGCAGAGUGGGCUCCCUAAACAGCCCCUCACAUUUCCAAUCUUGAGGUUACAAGCUGUGGCUACUGACUAAUUUUCGGGAGCUGGUGAGACAAGUCUCAGGGUAAUGCCAGCACUCCGAAAGUCAGCGGCUCUACUCGGCUUCUGAAAACAGAUAAACUCUCAGAUAUAGCUGGACCCACAUCCUGCUUCCUUUGGGCCUGGGGCUGUGCUUGGCUUGCAAUUUGUGUUCCCUGCCCCCAUUGGCACUCUGUCCAGUCAUCAGGACCCUUGGCUUGGAUUUAGGGUAGGAUAGGAAUAGGUUACCUUUUUUCUAUUUUCUUUCUUUUUUUUUUUUAGAUAGAGUCUUGCUCUAUUGCCCAGGCUGGAGUGCAGUGGCACAAUCUCAGCCGACUGCAACCUCCACCUCCCAGGUUAGAGCAGUUCUCCUGCCUCAGCCUCCGGAGUAGCUGGGACUACAGGUGUGUGCCACCACUCCCAGCUAAUAUUUUGUAUUUUUAAUAGAGAUAGGGUUUCACUGUGUUAGCCAGGAUGGCCUUGAUCUCCUGACUUCAUGAUCUGCCCGCCUCGGCCUCCCAAAGUGCCGGGAUUACAGGCGUGAGCCACAGCGCCCGCCAUUUUUCCUGUUUUCUGAAUUCAGUGUUGACUCCUCUGGGAAACUGGAGAUGAGAAUCUGCCCGUGCUCUGCUGUCCGGCCACCACUUUCUAAAUUUUAAUUUUGGCACCAGGAGUACUGUUAACUUUCCCCUCCUUCUGACCCAUUGACUCAUCAGCACAAUAGGGUCACAACCUUAACUUUUCAUUUCUAAUCUAGUUUAAUAUGUCUUUAGGGUGUGUAUGAAAUAAACAUUGACAGGUUUUUGGAGCCUUCAAGGUGCCUACUUUGCUGGUUCCCUUUCCAGCAGCUUCCCUGCCUCCCUAGCCCCCACUCCUUUGGCAGCCUCCUGCCUCUGCUGAGCUCCCCUCCACGUGUUCCACCCCCUUACCCUGCUGUUGUUUACAUCCAGCCUCCCUGAGAAUUUCCUCUGGGGAGGAAUCUGUUCCUGUUGUGGUCUAGUGCCUGGGAGGGAGAGAACUUUCUGCAGGUAGGGUGCCCUCCAUCUGAAACAGGCCAGGGGAGCAUAAUGCAUAAGGCCCCCAUUCUGUCCACUCAGAUUCUGGGUGAGGCCACAGGCAAAUCUCUUGACUUUUGGGGAGUCGGCCUGUGGUUCCUCCCUUGGAUAGCCUCCAUGGAACCACUGUAGGCUUUCCCCACAGCUGCCUCUGAAAUAGCUGCUGCUUUGAGAUCCUCCCUUUUUAAACUCUUUCUAAAGCGCUCAGGAUGGCAGGGAGCAAACAGCACUGGUAUAUCCUAGGAGUAAGGGCAGGAAUUCAGCAGUGAGAGCAUGUCAGGGACCACCUGGGCUGCUAUCCGUUUAACCUCAAAUCUCUUUGGGAUACUUGCCCUCCCUAGGAACCAGAGUUCUGGCUCUACUAUUGAGCAGCUAUGCACUAGUUCCAGAGAAUCCACUAAUAGGCUGCCAUGUAUAGAUGUAGGUUCUUAAGAGAUCACAGGCUGUGGGUCAUCUCUGAUCACUGGAUGGAUAGCUCAGCCUGGGGCAUUUAGUGUUUUCCCUGGUGAUAAACCCCAGAGCAGCUAGAUCUGGAGCUGGUGGCAAGUUGAAAUUAUUAAAAAUUGAUUUGUGUGGGACUGUC
Cebus imitator (Panamanian white-faced capuchin) is the source of this 4059-nucleotide messenger RNA. RefSeq names its product armadillo like helical domain containing 3 (gene ARMH3). The transcript has 25 exons. Gene Ontology annotation, cellular component: cytosol. Lineage: Eukaryota; Metazoa; Chordata; Mammalia; Primates; Cebidae. Gene Ontology annotation, biological process: regulation of Golgi organization. The record is from RefSeq and is a predicted model, not a curated record. Bases 133 to 2124 code for a protein of 663 amino acids.